This is a messenger RNA of Nasonia vitripennis (jewel wasp), 5150 nucleotides long. Its product is annotated as epithelial discoidin domain-containing receptor 1. The transcript is spliced from 16 exons. Gene Ontology annotation, biological process: multicellular organism development; positive regulation of kinase activity; cell surface receptor protein tyrosine kinase signaling pathway. NCBI's taxonomy places the organism in Eukaryota, Metazoa, Arthropoda, Insecta, Hymenoptera, Pteromalidae. Gene Ontology annotation, molecular function: ATP binding; collagen binding; protein tyrosine kinase collagen receptor activity. The coding region runs from base 499 to 3315 and encodes 938 amino acids. The record is from RefSeq and is a predicted model, not a curated record. Gene Ontology annotation, cellular component: signaling receptor complex.
CAGGACGUCGCGCGCUCAGUACGACGGUGUGCACCGGACUCUCUGCAACGCACCGACUAUACGUUCCGCGUAGCUCUCGAGUGCGCGAUUUUUCUCGGCUCCCUUCGCUCGUUCACACACACACGAGGUACACCGUGACAAGUGUCGUCGACUCACUGAUCUCCCGCGCGUGAGGCGUAUCUCAGCUCGCGAAGUGUGCCCGGGUAAGCGUGCGAUGACGUACGCAGGUGCGCCGUCGAGCAAGAGGUGAAGGUCGAGACGGAGAGGAGAGAAAGAGAGAGAGGCUAUGGCCUGCAGUGCGGUGCGGCGAGCCCGCUGUGACCGUGCACCGGAAGUUAACGAGGAACUACUGAAGCACCGGUAAGCGACAACACAGCUCUCGAGACUCGAUGAAGCUUCUAGUUACGAGUAAAAUGAAGCAGAAAUCAUCGGGCCUAUCAUGAAACAUACGGCACAAGAGGCCGGGUGGCAGCGUUCUAGGAUAACCCGUGACACAUCAUGGAACAGGUAGUUUUGCUGAUAGGAGCCGUCCUGAUAGCGUCGGCUCUCUGCGCCGAGCAACAGUCCAAUAAUGUUUUUGGCCAUUGUAUACUUCCGCUCGGCAUGGAGGAGGGAAAAAUUCCGGACCACGCCAUCACGGCUUCCUCCAGCUACGAGAUGAAGUCCGUCGGGCCGCAGAAUGCAAGAAUACGUCAGGAGAAGAACGGCGGCGCCUGGUGCCCGAAGGCGCAGAUAAGCAGCGACAUCCGCGAGUACCUCGAGGUCGACCUAACGAAGGAUCAUCUAAUUACGUGGACGGAGACGCAGGGCCGCUUCGGGAACGGCGAGGGCCAGGAGUACGCGGAGGCCUUUUUCCUCGAGUACUGGCGCGACCUCAAGUGGCAUCCCUACAAGAAUCUCAGGGGCGACCGGGUGCUGCGGGGCAACAGCAACACGUACCUGGUCGAGAGACAAAAGCUCGAGCUGCCUUUCGUCGCGAGCAGGGUGCGCUUUGUUCCUUACAGCCAGCAUCCGCGCACCGUCUGCAUGAGGGUCGAAAUUUACGGCUGCGCCUGGGAGCAGAGGAUAGCGAGCUACACGAUACCGGCGGGAGAGAUCCACGGCCCCAACAACAGCAACCUCGAUGACUCGUCUUACGAUGGCAGCGAGGUUAACGGCACCCUCAGCAACGGUCUUGGCCAACUGACCGACAACGUCCUCGGCGACGAGCAGGAGUUCCUCUCUUCGUCGAGCGGCAACAACUGGGUCGGCUGGGGCAACCGCGAGAUCGUCGAGCUCGUCUUCGAGUUCAAGGAGGUCCGGGAGUUCGACAACUGCAGCAUCCACGUGGCGCACGUGCCCAGGCGCGAGAUCGAGGUGUUCUCGCUGAUUCAGGUGUGGUUCUCCUACGACGGCAAGAACUAUCAGACGUCGACGGAGAAAAUCGAUAUCUCCAACGACUUCAAGCCGAACGCGGCUGUGGUCGAGAUCCCGCUCCAAUUAAAAACCGGCCGGUUCGUUAAGCUGGAGAUCAAGCCGAGGUCCAAGUGGCUGCUCAUCAGCGAGGUGACUUUCGGAUCGGUCCCCGGAUUGAGGAACCUCACGAACGAUGCGAUGCCGGAGCAGAGCGUUGUGUUCGAGCGCAACGAGACGGACGUGCCGGAGCCGACGCGCCCGAAGAGCGAGCUGAACGAGACCGUUUACGAGCCCAACCCGAACCUAACACCCGACGCCUUCCCCAUCGGCAACUCGCAGACGUACAUAGGCCUGGUGAGCGGAGUGCUGACGGUGCUGGCCCUGCUGCUCACCUGCACGGUCUUCCUGAUGAAGCAGCGCGGCCGCAACAAGGUCGCCCUGCUGCAAAAGCAUACGGCUCUGCUAUGCGGUCCAACCGCGCCGGGGAUCACCAUCAACAUGAAGGACAUCAAGCUCUCGACGCCGAUCGUCGUGAACGGUUUAUCCCAGUCGAGGCUCUCCAUCAAGAGCAAAGGUUUCGCAUCGGCUCUCGCUGGUAACGCCGCCGCCGACGAUAACAUGGGCACCUUACGCAGCAGCAUCCGCAGCGACAACGGCAGCGAGUACGAACAGUGCAGCGCUUACGAGCGCACCUACAAGCUUUUCUCCGAGGAGAAUCUCGCCUACGAGCCCGCGCCCACCCACAAGACCGAGAGGUUCUCCACCUGCAGUGGUGUCACGGACUUUACGAGCGAGCACAGCUACCAGGAGGACAAAUCGAGCGAGAGGAUAGCGCCGACGGCUUUUCCCGUUAAACGACACGGACAUAACAACUCCAAAGCAAAUCACAAGGUCCACGAGGGUUACUACGCAGCCACGGAUAUUCUGACGAUCAAACGAAGAGAGCAGCAGAGCUCGUCGAGUCUGUUCACGCCCCUUCAGAUCCAGGAGAGCGUCCAGCUGUCGAACACCUCGAGCAUCUACAACAUCCAGCAGAUAUCGAGGCACCGGCUGAGGAUUCUGGACAAGUUCGGCGAGGGAAGCUUCGGCCUCGUCUACCUCUGCGAGGCCAAGGGCAUACAGAGCCCCGAUAUCGGCACGAUACGCAACAGACAAAUCGUCAUCGUGCGAUCGCUCUGGAGAGGCGUCACCGAUUCCCUCAAGAAGGACUUCAUGAAGGACAUGCAUUUACUGGCUGCGAUUCGAGAUCUCAACGUCGCGAGGAUAAUCGCUCUGGUCGAGGAGGAACCGAUGGGUGCUGUUUUCGAGUACGGCGAACUUGGCGACCUUCCGACCUUCAUGAAGAGCGGAAGCGAAAACGGAAACGACGACCUGACCAUGAGUUACGGCUGCCUCCUCAAUUUCGUCACCCAAAUUGCUUCCGGGAUGAAGUACUUGGAGAACUUGAAAAUCCCACACUGCGAUCUGGCUGCCAGAAACUGCUUCGUCAAUAAGAACCUGAUCAUCAAAGUUUCGGAUCACGCUCUCUACUGUGGCAAGUACGAUCACGAAUACUACGUCAAUGGAUACUACGCUAAAAUACCUCUUCGGUGGAUGGCCUGGGAAGCCGUCCUGAUGGGCAAGUGCAGCAGUCAGUCGGACGUCUGGUCGUACGCGGUGACAGUCUGGGAGAUAUUCAGCAGCUGCAGCGAGCUGCCCUACGCGGAGCUCACCUCCGAGCAGGUGCUGGAGAACUGCAGUCGCUGGUACCAGAGCACGCCGAACAACAACCAGCAGCAGUUGCCCCGUGUCCUGCCCCAGCCGAGUCUCUGCCCACGCGAGCUCUACCACAUGAUGAGCAAGUGCUGGAGCAGGCGAGCCGAGGACAGACCCAACUUCGAAGAGAUCUACCUCUUCCUCAAGAGACUCACUUUCGACUGAGCGCUCAGGAUGUACCGUUUGUUCCGAAACAGUCAGUCGAGCGGGCAAGAGUGUCCGAGGUCCAUCAGUCUGCACGACAUAAAUCAACUGAUCCAUCUGUCAGGAUGAUGAAACAGUGUGCUUGGUAAUCAACUGAACUGCACAGAACGGAACACGAACUUACAUAUCCCUCAGUGCGCGCUGUCGAAUCAAGAUCACGUACCUAUGAGAAACUGUCGCUUAAAACGCUAGAGUAUUAGGAUGCGAAGGAGGCCGCGUGAUGAUCGCGCCUGGACCAAAUCAAAGAAUAACAAUCAGUAUUGAAGAAGGUGGCGUGAGACCCACGGCGUCAUAUAAAUAAUAUUCCGUGCACAUAGUCGCCGACAAUUAUUGUGAGAGAAGUCGCGCUUUUCCCACGCCUUUUUAUCAAUUAUAGACAAGAGACAGAGAGUGUGUGUGAGUGUACGCGUGUGCCCAUAUGCACGAUCGAUAUCAGAAUCAUAUUUUUCGCAACGUAGGCUGAGGUGGCACCGAAUGUUUACGAGUAUCGUAUGUUUAAUCGGUUGAGCUAGGCGCUGCAAAUGUCAACUUUGAUUAAUUAAUCAUUAGGUCGCUUGUAUGAGUUUUAGUACGUUACGAUAUACAAGUGUUAUAUGUAGUCCCUUAUUGCAGUAUUUUUAAUGUUCUAUUUUCAUUGACUUCUUUGUUACACAAAUAUUGUUGAACAUCUUUUGAUGUAAGAACGCGUACUUAUAAAUAGGUUGAACGUCAUCGUGAGUCUAAUAUUACCUCAGAAUUUUUGUGAAAAGUUUUAUUAACAUUACGUGUACUGCUAUCGUGACCACUCGAGGAUGUGAAAAUACGGUGUUGGUAUGAUAUCAUCGAUGAUACUAAUUUAUCACGAAUCAUCCUUAGGAAAUUUCGACACUAUCUGAUUUUUAUCCAACAACAAAGCAGGUUGCAAGUAAUCGUAAAGUUAUAAAUUAAAAGGGUAGUUCCUUCAGUAGUAAAGCACUAAAUUUUGUAUAGUGAUUUUACGAUUACUUGGGCCAAUAAACUCGUUGUGCGUAUUAUAAUGCGAUUUCAUUCGAGAGUAUAACCUCGUACAGUAUCAUCACAAACAUUACCAAUUAAGAAAGCAUCUCUAAGUCAUAUCUGUAACACGAACUUUACAACAGUGAAAUAUAGUAUUAAUGACAUACAUAUUUAAGCAAAAUGUAAAAUAUUAUAUGAUAAACUAACGAGUAUGAUAAUAUAGUUACUUAUUUGUAUUUUAUUCAUUGAAUGCAUAAUUCCAAUGUAUUGAAGAACAUUUCUGAUGUUACUACUUUACUUAAAUAUAGCUAAUUAAUUUUACUAGUACUUGAGGAGGACAAAGGUACACACACACACAUAUAUAUAUAUAUAUAUAUAUAUAUAUAUAUAUAUAUAUAUAUAUAUAUACACAUAGGAUAAUUUGUAUCCCCCUUUUCAAUUUUGGAAUCUACUAAGGCAGACAGACUUGCCUUUGGCACAAGAAUUCAGGCAGAGUAAACAAAAUGUAUUUUUGAAAAGACAUCAGAUGUUAUAUACCUGCGGGAAAUAUCAAAUCCACGAGUCUCCAAAAUUGGAGUAACCUUCCACUAGUUAUUGUCACUUUUGGAUUAUGGUCAAUCCAUAGAUAUUAGUUUUUGGUGUAAGAAAGGCGUACCAACACAGCACGAAUGAUCGGUUUAGCCGUUCUCUGAAUUAAACUUCUAGCCUAGGUGAUGAAAAAGAAAAUGUAAAUUAAUAAGCGUUAUUCGGUGCUCAACUGCGCUAUCUUCAGUCUAUCAAGUCGCUCAAGCGUCAACGAACAAAAAAUGAAAAUUGAUGUG